Molecule: messenger RNA, 1656 nt
Organism: Clonostachys byssicola
Lineage: Eukaryota; Fungi; Ascomycota; Sordariomycetes; Hypocreales; Bionectriaceae
Source: the annotation of a GenBank genome assembly
AUGGCGGCAAUCACCAAGCUGGAGCACAAUCCAGCCGACGAAGCCCAGGUUGAAGCGGCUGCCACCGACGUCGCCGCCGCCACUACAUCGACGACCACAAUGUCCAAGAAAAGUCCCUCAUUCUACCUGGCGGUUUUCGGCCUAUGCAUGGUGGCCUUGAUCACCGCCUGGGACGCCACAUCGCUGGCUGUAGCACUCCCUACCAUCACCAGCCAGCUUAACGGAACUACGUUCGAGUCUUUCUGGGCCGGAAUCGCCUUUAUGCUCGGCGUUGCCGUUACGCAGCCCAUCUAUGUCAGCCUUUCUGAUACUCUGGGGCGCAAGCCGCCUCUCCACGUCUCCAUGGCACUCUUUGCUGUCGGUGCCAUCAUCUUUGCUGUUGCCAAAAACAUGGCCACCCUCAUUGCGGGACGCCUCAUCCAGGGCCUCGGCGGAGGAGGCCUCUACGUGCUCCAAGACAUCAUCCUCGCUGAUAUAACAAGCUUGAAGGAGCGUCCAGUGUACUUGGCCAUCGUCGCUUGCGCCAUGGCUUUGGGGACGGUGCUCGGCCCCAUCAUCGGUGGCCUGUUUGCGGAUCACGCCGACUGGAGGUGGAUUGGAUGGAUUAACCUCCCAUUUGCAGGAGUCGGCCUUGUCAUCUUCAUCUUCUUUCUCCGGCUGCGUCCUCUGCCCGCGAGUCUCCAGGAAAAGAUUGGGCGUUUGGACCUGUUGGGGAUGCUCUUGUUUGCCGCCGGUGCCACUGCAGUGGCCUUGCCGCUUAGCUGGGCUGAGGCUUUAUACCCAUGGGCAUCAUGGAGGACGUUUGUGCCAUUCAUCAUCGGACUCCUGGUUCUCCUUGGGUUCAGCUUCUACGAGGGGAGAUUCCCAGCCGUGCCUAUUGUGCCUUUUCGCAUCUUCACCAACAUCACCAGCAUAGCAUCGUUGGUUAGCGGUUUUAUGCAUGGAGCGAUCAUGUACACGACUCUUCAGUAUCUCCCUCUGCUCUUCCAGGCGGUAUAUUUGGAACAGCCUCUACAAGCGGCCAAGUCGACUCUACCAGUGUGUGUCGCCACGGUAGUGUUUAGCUUUGUGGCUCCCAUCAUCAUCGAGGUGACUCGCCGCUACCGGCUCCUUCUGUGGUCUGGCUGGCUUCUCUUGACCCUGUUCAUGGGCCUUCUCUGCCUCAUCGACCAGGAUACACCUCGAGCACAGAUUUACGCAUUCCAGUGCUUGUUAGGUAUGGGCAUCGGCAUUGUCUUUACAGGAGGCCAGGUCCCCAUGCAAGCCAGUGUUGAGCAUGUCGACAACACGGGACUCGCGGUGGGGACGCUCAUCGUGGUCCGCAUUUUCGGUGCGCUCGUUGGCCUCUGCAUUGGAUCGACUGUGUUCAGCUCCGUGUUUGCGAAAUCGAUCGCAGGGCUGGGGACCUUGCCCGAGCCCGUCAAGAUCUUGGAGAACCCUACCCAAGCCAUCGAGUUCAUCCCUGCACUGCGGACGCUGGACUUGGACCAAGAGUUCAUGAGGGAGCUUAUUGAUGCCUACCGCAAGCCUUUUGUGGCAAUACAGAUCGCCAUGACAUGUAUAUCCGGGGUGGGCUUCUUGACCUCUCUCUUGAUCAAGGAGCUCACGCUGGAGAGGGAAGAGGUAGGGAGACAGGGUUUUGAGGAGUCAUCAUAA